This is a messenger RNA of Purpureocillium takamizusanense, 891 nucleotides long. RefSeq lists its product as uncharacterized. Gene Ontology annotation, cellular component: phagophore assembly site. Bases 1 to 891 code for a protein of 296 amino acids. The record is from RefSeq and is a predicted model, not a curated record. Lineage: Eukaryota; Fungi; Ascomycota; Sordariomycetes; Hypocreales; Ophiocordycipitaceae. Gene Ontology annotation, biological process: autophagosome assembly. The transcript is spliced from 2 exons.
AUGCGUCGCGAGUCGCCUAUGCCCCGCAACGAUGGCAGCGCGUCGGCGACGCCUCUCGCCGGCUCCGGAAGGCCUAUUAUUUCCCGCAACACGUCUGCUAAUACCAACACCGCUGUGCUGAGGGAUGCCAGCGGCUCGUCCCCCAGGCCGCCUAAUGUCAGCCGCGCAACAGACCAGGCAGGCGGUCGAAAGCGCCUUUCAUCCAUGCCCAUCGGGCCACCAGCCGCCAAGUCAACUGAGCCAUCGAUGGCGUCCCGAGCCGAUCAAGACGGCGCGGUGUCCCCUGGCCCUGCAGAGUCCAACUCUACAACAUCAUCUGAUGAAGACGAGUCGAGCCCGGCGCAAUCUCGCAUCAUCCGCCGGCCGCCCCGUUUCCAGCAGCAGGAGGCGGCGGAAGCUUACCAAGACGAAGACGAAGACGGCUCUGAGCCAGCCUUUCAGCCAUACCAAGCCCAGCCGGAUCAAGUUUCUGCGCAAGACUUGGCGUCGACCCUGAAAGGCGAUGGUCACCCACCAUCCAAGCCCAGGUCCAAUAUUGUCGGCCGAGAUGCCAUACAUCAGUCGCAGACGUCCGACUCCUCCGCUGGAUCUGCGCAUAUGCAACGCCAUGGGAAAGCCCGGGAGCAACGAGGCACAGGCCCACUUUCCCCUCGUCGAAAGGCCGAGCUGGCCGGCCGCAGUCCUGGCGGCAAAGCAAAAGCCAGCUCGCGCGAAGGCAGCGACGGCACUCCCAGCAUGGGAAGCAGCUUUAGCGACCUGGAUGAUGCGUCUGUCACGCAGUCGGCGCUGGAGGAUGCUCUUGCCAGUCAAAUGAAUCGUGGUGCCAUCAGCAGCCGCUUCAGCAUCAGCGGUGCAUUCCGCAGCCGUUACGCACCAGGCUCUAACAAGUGA